CUUUUCUCCAGUGUCAACUCCAAACUAACUUUUAGCAGCAGCGACUUUCAAAAAACGCAUUAACAGGUCCAAGAAAAGACGAGAGAGAGAAGAAGUCGUGAAGCGGAAGCAGACGCACCGCGCACAUUUUUCUCCUUUUCUUAUCACGCGCCGGGCAAAAGCCAAAGACAAGAAGGGAGCUCCGAUCUCAAUCGCCCGAAGGCCAAAACCUUAAUUAUUACACACUAAAUUCACCUUCAAUUCAUGCCUCUUUAUGACUCUCUUCCUAUUUAACUAACAUCUACACAGAAUUCAGUUAAACCAUCACUAAUAUAUUGAACUCAUUGAUUGUUAUUCAAUUCAAGAACAAAGUGAUCGAAAUCCAAAAGUUUGGAGAUGCAGAGGCAGAGUCCACCGAAGCACAGGCACGAUGGAACCUCGCCUUUGCCUUUGGGUAUGGAUUGGAGCCCUCCGCCUCGUGUUUGGGCCGGGAGAGAAACUGUUUGGCCUCAUGAUCCUCGCACAGGAUGGAGUUACUGUGUGACAAUACCUUCCUGGAUUGUACUUGCAAAGACAAGAGAUUCUGAACCUACAGUGUUUUACAGGGUACAAGUCGGCAUACAAUCACCCGAGGGGAUUACAACCACAAGAACUGUGUUGAGAAGAUUUAAUGAUUUCUUGAAGCUGCAUGCUGCUCUUAAACGAUUCUUCCCACGGAAAAGCAUUCCACCAACUCCCCCAAAGGGGCUCUUGCGGAUGAAAACUAGAGUGAUGCUGGAAGCGAGGAGGAGUUCUCUGGAGGAAUGGAUGGCAAAUGUACUAUCAGAUAUUGACUUGUCAAGAAGCAUGGCUGUUGCAUCCUUUCUUGAACUGGAAGCUGCUGCUAGGUCAUCAUUCCAAGAUGAGGGGCAGAACAGUACCGAUUCACAUAUUUCUGUGACCACAGACUCGUCUCUUCAUGUUCAUCCAAAUGCAAGCAUAUCUCUGUUAGCAGGCAGUUCAUCACUGACAUCUGAUUAUGGCAGUGAUACAGCUUAUGAGGCAUCUGAGACUGGUACAAGCCUUGGAAGGGAUAACAACUCUGAAGUUGGGAUGGAGGAUCUUUCAUUUUAUGACGACGUAACAAGCCCAAUAGACAAGUUUAUUAAGUAUGGCAUGUCAAACAUUGAUGAGGGCUUGUCUAUGGGGCAGGCUAUACUAGAGAACCUCGAAAGUUAUCCUAAGCAGCAUCUGCCAGCCAGAGAGAUUCAUAAUAAUUUGGAGCUCAACAUUAGCAAUGGAAGUUCUUUUAAGUCUUCUCAUCACAUCAAAGACACAAUGGAGCAUCUUUCUCAGCCAGACACUGGCACUGUGGUUCGUCAUGUUAGAAAGCUGUCAAAUGAGAGUAUUGAAAGUGACAGGAGUUCUCAACGAGGAAGUGAGUUGUCAAAUCUAUCAUUUCCUAAUUCAAAUGGGCAUGGACUAGUUGACCUAAGAAGUGGCUCUGAGGUCUCAAAAGCCAUUGGAGGUGUUGUAGACUCAGAUUAUCAACUCCCAGAUGAUAUUCACCUGUUGGUCCCAGUAGAUCAGCGCCAGAAGAUGAAUAGAGUGCUUACAACAUUGCAGCGGCGGCUGAUCACUGCCAAAACUGAUAUGGAGGAUCUUAUCUCAAGGUUGAAUCAAGAAAUUGCUGUGAAGGACUACCUUGCAACAAAGAUGACCCAAAUGCAAUGGGAUAUGGAAGAACUUAGGUUGAAGUCAAUGGAACUGGAAUUGAAGUUGAACUCUCAACAGGCCCAGAGGCUGGACAGUCAGUCUACAAAUUCACCAGGCAAUCAACACAAAGAUGUCUUGCAGCAGGAGCUGGAUUCUGCAAAGCGGCGGUUUGAGGAUUUGUUGAAGCAACAUCAGGAGCUGGAAAUGAAGUCUAAAGCUGACAUCAAAGUUCUUGUUAGAGAAGUUAAAUCUUUAAGAAGUUCACAAGCGGAACUAAACCAACAACUUAAUCAGUCGUUCAAAGAAAAAUCUAAAAUGGAGGAACUUCUCCAAGAAGAAAGAGAGAAAAAUGAGCAAACAAGAUCCUCUUGGAGGAAGCUGCUAUAUAAAUGCAAGAUUCUUUACGAUCAGCUUCAGGAGUGCAAUAUUAAUAAUUUAAUGCGCACAAAAGGAGAGGAUCUACUAAAAAAUAUUCCAUCAUUGUUGGAUACGUUUGACGUUACAGGGACAUCUGACGAUCAAAUAGGCCUUCUCAUUGCGGAGGCUGAGCAUUUAGGAGAGGAUGUUGAUACUUGUGCUUCAACGACUGAUAGAGUAGCAGAGUUGGAAGGGCAGGUGAAGUCUGUUGAUGAGGAGUUGAUACAGAUGCUAAAGAGUAUCUUAGUUGAUAAUGGUGUAUUGAGAAAACAGGUGAAGUCUCUUAUUGUUCAUGCUCUUGAGAUGAAGGAAAGAAAUGAGAAAGUGGAUUGUGAGUCUCAUUCAGAUGUAAAUGUAAAAGAUGAGGUUGAAAAUAGCGGUGAAGUUUGAGGAAUGUUGUAAAUUCAGGUAGGCCAUGUACGACUGACUCCCCAUUAUAAUGUGAGAGUUUUUCUUGUACUUGCACAGCUCUUAUCAUGUCAUAUGUAUGCAGUUGAGUAGAACUCUUUAUGGUGA
Messenger RNA from Sesamum indicum (sesame), 2607 nucleotides. Lineage: Eukaryota; Viridiplantae; Streptophyta; Magnoliopsida; Lamiales; Pedaliaceae. The record is from RefSeq and is a predicted model, not a curated record.